Neltuma alba is the source of this 2245-nucleotide messenger RNA. RefSeq names its product LEAF RUST 10 DISEASE-RESISTANCE LOCUS RECEPTOR-LIKE PROTEIN KINASE-like 1.4. Gene Ontology annotation, molecular function: protein kinase activity; polysaccharide binding; ATP binding. The coding region runs from base 1 to 2043 and encodes 680 amino acids. Gene Ontology annotation, biological process: protein phosphorylation. The record is from RefSeq and is a predicted model, not a curated record. The transcript has 5 exons. Lineage: Eukaryota; Viridiplantae; Streptophyta; Magnoliopsida; Fabales; Fabaceae.
AUGAAUCCUUCUGAUCUUCCCCAAUGUUCCGUCUUCUUCUUCCUUCUGCUCCUACUUUUCGUUAUCACAGUUCAUGCCGAUGAUAGAUUCAAAAACUGCAGUAGCCACUUCAACUGUGGAAUCGUCAACAACGUUGGGUAUCCAUUCUGGGGAGAUAACAGGGCAGACUACUGUGGUCAGCCUGAUUUCCAUCUCGCUUGCCAACACAAUACUCCAAAGUUGAUCGUCAAAUCUGUAACUUAUAGGAUUCUGAGUUUCGACCUCAAUGAUCAGAGACUCACAGUGGCCAGGGAUGACUAUUGGACAACUAUAUGUCCAACUCAACACAUAAACACAAGCUUCGAUUCCACCAUGUUCAAGCUUUCUGAUGGGUUUCGACAAUUCGUCUUGCUUUAUGAUUGCAGCGACAGUUUUGAUGCAAUGAGUGACUCUAUCAAUUCAUCAAGCACAGAGUGCUCCACUAUUGACGGCUCGACGGAAGAAGUCUACUAUGCGAUCCUAUCUUACGGUAUUGAUUUCACAAGAUUUUGUGAGGUGGUUGUUGUUCCUAUAACGAAUGCCUUCGUUGAUUUGAGUGCAACAAGUGUGUUCAUUCUGGUGGGCAGUGCGGGCAUAGUGAUCAGAAGUUCUUGUUUCUGCAGCAACGGAAGUCAAGGAACUGCGACGUGUUCUUCAUCAGGUGGGCUUUCAGGUAAAAGGUCUAAGAAUACGGUUGCUGUAGGUGUUGGUGUUGGUGUUGGUGUUGGAGUUGCAGCUUUUUGUGGCGUUCUCAUUGUAUGUUUGUUCUGCUUUGUUAUGAAAAGAAGGAAAAGAAAAGUUGAACAGUUGAAAAGCAAUAAGAACCUCUUGUCGCCAUCAUUAAGCAAUAUUAAUGGCGGUGUGACAACCUCUACAACUGCAAAUAGUAUGGCUCAAACUGCUCCUUCUUACCAAACCUCCAAGCUUGACUCUGCGCAGAAGAGUUUUUACUUUGGAGUUCAAGUUUUUAACUAUGCUGAACUAGAAGAAGCUACCAAAAAUUUUGACCCUUCCAUGGAACUUGGUGAUGGAGGCUUUGGAACUGUUUAUUAUGGAACCCUUAAAGACGGACGUGUGGUGGCAGUAAAACGCCAUUAUGAAAGCCAUGCGAAACGUGUAGAUCAGUACAUGAAUGAAGUCGAGAUCCUAGCUCGCUUACGACAUGACAACCUCGUAGCACUGUAUGGAUGUACCUCCAGACACAGUCGAGAACUCAUCCUUGUCUAUGAGUACAUUUCUAAUGGAACAGUCGCCGACCAUCUCCAUGGCAAACUAUCUCGCUCAUCUUUGCUUCCUUGGCCUAUACGCAUGAACAUAGCAGUAGAAACAGCCGAAGCCUUAGCCUACCUUCACGAAUCAGAUGUCAUACACCGAGACGUCAAAACCAACAACAUUCUCCUAGACAACAAUUUCCGAGUUAAGGUUGCUGAUUUUGGUCUCUCACGUUUGUUUCCUAAUCAUGUCACACAUGUUUCUACUGCUCCACAAGGCACACCUGGUUAUGUCGAUCCUGAGUAUUAUCAGUGCUAUCAGUUAACUGAUAAGAGUGAUGUUUAUAGUUUUGGGGUGGUAUUAAUCGAGCUCAUAUCAUCCUUACAAGCUGUGGAUGUAACUAGGAAUCAUCGUGACGUAAACUUAGCCAACAUGGCUGUGGAUAGGAUUCAGAAUAAUGCAGUGGAUGAGUUGGUUGAUCCAUAUUUAGGGUUCAAAACGGACAAUGCUGUGAGGAAGAUGACUACCGGAGUAGCAGAAUUAGCUUUCAGGUGUUUGCAGAAGGAGAGAGAUAUGAGACCUUCCAUGAAAGAGGUGAUUGAGGUCUUGAGAGAGAUCCAAGGUAAGGAGUAUAACGUGAAGGACAAGGAAGUGAUGAAGAUGAUGGGUAAGGCAGAAGAAAUGGUGCUUUUGAAAAAUUGCAGUGCACCAGUUUCACCAAAUUCGGUUUCUGAUAAAUGGGUUAGCUUCUCUUCUGCGUCUAACUCCUCACAGAAUCUAUCAUCUCCUAAUUAUUCUGUUGGUAAGACUUAGAAUUAGUAAGCUUCACAGUUCAUAUAAUUUCAGAGACCCUUUUUGUUCUCAUUCUUAGGACACUUACGCAUGUUGUGGGAUUAAUAGGUGAGAGUGAAAUUAUUGUUGAUUUGGGUCAUUUAAAACACAAACACACACACACACACUGCCUUGUAUAUAGAAACCACGUUUUGAUGGAUUAGUGUUUCUUUUGGAUUAUAAA